UUCCUGUCUUGUAUCACGCGCAAAGCAUUUUGUUUGGGAACUGCAACUUUGACAUGUGUUUCAAUUUUAGUGAUCGAAAACAAGAAAUAAGAUUAGAAUUAAACAAAUUAAUGUAAUUAAUAAGAUGGCUACUUACGAUAAUAAAAUUUGGCUCUUAAAAAACAUACGAGAUGCGUUUAUUGCUACUGACGACACCGGUUUAUGUGAGAUCGUUAUGGCUGGAGAGGAUUUUUCGAAAGUGUUUCAAAAUAAAGCAAUUGAAGAGAAAAAGAGGAUAAGAGAAAUGAGGUUGACUCAGCCUGGACCUAGCAAAGGUAAAGAUGGAAUGGGGGAUAUAUCUGAAGAAGAGGUUGGAAGGGAGAUUGUGACACAGUUUGAUCCUUACCCUGAUAUGGAUGAUAGUGAGGAUGACGACCCGUUGUGUGGCAGCUACGUGCGCUACGAAGAGUUUGGAGGACACAGGCCAAGAUCGAAUACCGCUCAAUGGCUAGACAAGAAAGAACAAGCAUUAAAAAAAGCAGCUAAAAUAAAAGUUAUAAAGUGGGAAGAUGCAACACCACUCACAACAGAUCAGUUAGCCGAGGCAUUUUCUAAAUUUGAAGUAAAAAAACCUGAGAAAAAGAAAUCUUUGCUAGCUGAACAGCUUCAGAAUUGCCCUAACUUGCCUCACCGUCAAUAUUUGGAGUAUGCAAAGUUUGAUGGGACAGCACAACUAGGGCUUCCUACAAAGUCAUUCAAAAUCUUCAUGACAAUGCUUCCUGAGAAGUAUCAAAAUUACCCCUUAGUUGUGUGUGUCAUUGCCAGUGCUAAGAUCAAGGAUUUAAUUGGUUUCACAUGCUAUAAAUACAGCAUCGAACAUCCAGAUAUAUCACUUGGUUCUGUGCAUGACUACGGACUUUGUAUAGCAGAAGAUGAUGGUGAGGUUGACUGGGCCUUCCCCUGCCUAGAUGCUAAUGAGCCAUGUUCCAAGUUCGGUUUCACAUGUCUUGGUCUUGUAGAAUUAAAAAGUAAAAAUGCCAUGACCCUACCACCGUCAUCAAUACCUGAGGAUGGUAUGAGUGGUGCCUUUCACGUGUUUUCAAAAGUCACAGACUCAGGUCAAAGUCAUCAGAAUCCAUCCCGACACAAUACAGGGGGAAGCUCCACAUCAGAAGCUGUUUUAAUAGCUUUGAAGGCUUUAAAUGAAGGUGGUGCAGACACAGACUUAGGCAAGAUGCAGUCUCAUAUAAUGGCUACUGAGGCGCCGCAGUACAAGGCUUACAAAGUGCAGUUACUUCGGAAAGUGAGGACAAACACAUCGGUACAACUGGGCAUAUCACUCGACAGGAUAGAAGUGGAGCCGCUAGUCACACAUAAACACGCAUUCUGGUCGAGAUCGAAGUACUUUCUGCACAGCAUAGACUCAGUCGCUUGGUGCCAGAUCCUGGAGACAAGGGGUAACAGGACCACCUUCAGAAUAGUCUAUUCUCCUAGUCACAAUGUUGCCUAUGCAGAUAGGAGUAAUACAGGUAACUCCACAAUAUUCCAGCCAAACACAACAUACAAACUCCACGACUUCGAAUGCGAACACGACACAGCUAAAGAAAUUGUGGAAAAGGUAAAUACGAUAUUAGACCUUAGAAACAGCCCGUGCCGACGCGAAUACAAGACUGCCAAAGAAAAGAAACUACAGACCAGACGCAGUUUUCACACGAAACACUUGAGUUGAGUCUCGUAGAUACUCCUGUACAGUGUAAUAUACUCCAGUGAAAGUUCCUUUAGUACAUUAAACAAAAGUAAAACUGUAUACAUUAGUCUCGAAGGUCUUAAAGUGCUAGUAAACCAUAGCGUCCUUUAUAGAGACCAUUGUCACACAUCUAGUAUUUAAAAAGCUGGAAUUGAGAAAAGUUUGUUAGAAACAUAUCUCAACUGUUUGGAAUUAUUUAGGUUUAAUGAAUCAGGAAAAUUAUGUUAUAAUCUAGUCCUUUCCUGCCCUGAAUAAUUUCAAAUGACAUAUUUAUCCUCAAUUAUUAUAUGAGUGUAUAUUCUCAGUUGAAAUCAGCAUUGUGUUAGAUGAGAAUGUGUAAAUUACUGGUAUAGUGAAUGCUUGAAUGGCUUAUUGAAUGCAAAGCAUCGAUUGAUAGAGGCUUCCAGCCGACAUUAGCGGGUUGUGUCUAAACGAGCUGUAUUUUGAAGCAGUGGCAUAUUUUGGCUUCAUCAGUGGCCGCAUUACAUAGCAGGGAGAAAUAGCCAUUUACAAUUGUGCAAUUCUGGUAAUUGUUGGGUCAAACCAUUUUUUCAUAGAUUUUCAUAUUGUUAAGUACAGAAUCUUUAAUAAUACAAACUGGCUGGCCAGUAAGUACUUUCGUUUUUCUAUUGGGCCUGAAUGACGGAGUUGUGUUUCUGUUUGCACGGGCGAUGACGCGACCCCUGCUGCCUGGUGCGACGAACGCCCGAUGUACGGCGUCUCCUUAAAUGAGGCCUUACUUAACUCAAUCUACGAUAAUUUGUUUUUGCUCACUGAAAUUUUAGGUUUGUCAAGAUGAAGUCUAUUUUUCAAUCAGUACUUGACGUUUUGCAAUGCUCACCAACAACAUGAUGUAUGUCUAACAUGCAUUUAUUUGCUACCAAAUAUUCUUAAUAUAGGUAGACGGGAUGCAGAUUGGUGAAGCACAAUUUCAGUACUGAAGGGACACUGCAAUUAAAAUACAGCCCCUUUAGAAAAACUUAUUAAAUUAAUAUUUAAAAUAAAAACAAAAUUUACAAUUGAAUGAAUUGAUUCAUACUGUAGUAUUGAAAUGCAAUUUUAUAUGAUGAAAUUUUUUAUUCAUAUUUUAACCAAUUUAUACAUACUUUGCAUGAAUUAGCUGUAUACAAUGUUUAGAUUUAUCUUAUUUUGAAAUUGAUUGUGGUAAAUCAAGAGCUACAGAAUUUAUGUUCUUCAGACAAAAAAUUAAAUAAAAUAACAGUGUGAAAUAUAUAUAAGUGAAUGUAAUGGAAGCUACAGUAUGAAUUGACGCGAAUAUUUAACAUUUUAAUAAUUUUGUAUUUAGAAUAUAAGACAUUUGUAACAUCUUACAUGUGAUGUGUAUUCAGUGUAAAUGAGUAUCGAGUUAUUAUUUUUUAUGUAUCGUGUAAUUAAUUAAGUUGUAAUAACUUAUUUUCGUCCAUAUUUAAGUUGCGUUAGAAUUUAUCUAAAUGGUUUUUGUCGUACAGAAAUCCUGUGGGAUCCAUACAAAUAUUAUUCAAUGCAAUAUUAUGGUGAAUAUCUCACAUAGUUUUAACUGUGAUGUCUAUAUUUUAUUUUAAGUAUUCUUUAAUGCAACUUUGCAUUCGGUUUUUAGUGAUUAAUAUAUUGUAAAAAGCGUUACAUAUUCAACUUAACUUCAAUAUGAAAUGUCAAAUUAUCAAAUUUAUACCACAAAAUAGAUAUUAUUUUUUUACAAAAUGGAUUAAUAGUGACAUUAAAUUCCAGUUUCUUGAACUUGUGCUCAUAUGAACAAAACUCCACUGCCAGAUUCAGCUCAAUUUUUAUUGGAAGUGAUCCAUUGUGUGCCUUACUACUUAAUAAAUAAUAAUUAUGAAUUUGUGUAUGCUCAGAUUGAAAGAUGUGCUGAUUUAAAAGUAUGGAAAAUGUUAUUUUCCCCAUUAUGGUAUAACUAUGUUCUUACCAACAUUCUGUAUACAAUGGAUUGCUUCAUACAUUCAACUGUACAAUAUUAAUUCUAGUAUUUUAUGAAUGAAAUAAUUUAUGUUGUGAUUCUAUGUUGAUUUCAUUAUGAAUCGAAUUUAUAUGUAUUAUGUAUGAUGAAUGAAAUGUAAAAUACAGUGAAAUAAAAUUGUUAUUCAUUACAAAGUUUGUUUUUAGUUUCAUAAUUCUAUAUGCCUACCCCUCAGAUG
Messenger RNA from Spodoptera exigua (beet armyworm), 3879 nucleotides. The record is from the annotation of a GenBank genome assembly. NCBI's taxonomy places the organism in Eukaryota, Metazoa, Arthropoda, Insecta, Lepidoptera, Noctuidae.